AUGUCUCAUUCUUCCGAACUCAAUGAAAUGAUGGUUCUCUUGGAUACUGAAGCCAAACCUAUGUACAACGAAAAUGGUCAUUUAAAAGUAAACUAUAUUAAAAAUUUUGAUGAAUUAGAACAAACGUUAGAUGAACAUCCAAAUAAGCAACUUCAUCUAUUCGUAUCGUCAAAAAUUGCUUUUACAGAUCUCUUGUCUAAAUUACAUGAUAAAAAACAAGUAAAAGAGAUUCAUAUUUAUGGUACAAUUGAUACUAAGUUACGUGUUCAAUAUCCAAAAAUUCAUUACACAUUCCAGAAAGCUAAUUUGAAUUAUUAUUUACAUGCUGUUCAAAUGGAUAAUUUAGCAACUAUUGGUGAAAGCUUGAAAGAAAGUAACAAAGGUUUAGCAGAACACUAUUUUCGUUUGGUAAGUCAAACAUCAGAAGAUUUAGGACAAACAGAACUAAUGAAUUCAAAUCCAAAUGAUGGAAAUAAUGAACAUUAA
Didymodactylos carnosus is the source of this 486-nucleotide messenger RNA. The record is from the annotation of a GenBank genome assembly. NCBI's taxonomy places the organism in Eukaryota, Metazoa, Rotifera, Eurotatoria, Philodinida, Philodinidae.